UCUGCAUCUGACUGUAUACUGGCUUAAGCACAGAACACAUAUCAUCUGGGAUGAUUAACAUGUAUUGUUUGAACUUUACUGUUAAAUUAUUUAGCUUUUUCAAAUGACAUUGAAAUUGAAUUCAAAAUAAUGUAUCAUCAUGGGAGGCAUUUCUUGUUUUGAACAGGAAGGGGACUGGCAUGGAUUAGAACAGCAGUAAUGCAAGAUUGUGAUUUUUAACACCACCGCUAGAAUGUGUUUUAAAAUGUUGUCCCUUUGAAAUUGUGUCCUACAAUUUCUAACCCCAAAAAUCUAAAACAAAGGAUUAUAAAAUUCUCCAAGGGAGCAAAUAAUUUGCUUUAGGAAUUUAUGAUACAAUCUUGAUUUUCCCCCCCUUUUUCCAGUUUCCUUAUUGCUCCUCUUUCCAAUUUCCCUGUCUCCUGCUCAGAUUCUUCAGUAAGUGGGGGCUUAUUAAUAUCUGUUUCAGGAGUGGUUGGGUGAGGUUCUUUGGCCUGCAAUGGGGAGGAGGUCAGAGUUGAUGAUCAUGAUUGUCCCUUUUGGCCUUAGUCUAUGAAUUUGUGUAUAUGUGUCUUCACCUUUCCCUCUUAAUUUCCAAAGCCUAGAUCUUACCAUCUCUGCUUCUGUCCCUCCUACGGGUUUAGGCUGAGAGGAUGGAUGGUUGUGUUGUAAAUGAUCUGCACUGGGAUUUAGGAAUUCUGGGUUCUAUUCCCAGCUCUCGGCCAUGGAUGGUACAACUUGGGUCAGAUCAUUAAGAGCUUGUCUGCAUGGUAACUUAUUGCGUGGGAAGCUGGAGUGUGACUCUACAGCCGCUAGUUUGUUGUGCACUAACUGGCCAUGUGGACCCUGGCAGUUCUGCAGUAGGGUUUGACAUACUAUGGAAAGUUUAGUGCACGGCAGCAGGCUCCACAGAGCCAGUUAGUGCCCUGCAGCUUCACAUGCUGGCUUGCCGUGCACGGAGUUUCUGUACAGACAAACCCUAGCAGGUCUCCAUACCUCCGUUUCCCAUAUGUAACAUGGAAAUAAUACUGUUUUUCUCCCACUUCGUGUCUUGUUUAUGUAGACCGUAACCUCUGAGCAAGGGACUCUCUCUUACUAUGUGUUGUCUAGCAGUGUUACUCAACAACCAGUCCAUGGACUGGCGCCAGUCCCUGAGAUCUCCCUGACAGAGUUUAAGAAGACAACAAGCCGGCCUCUGGUAUCAAAAAGGUUGAGAAAGGGGUCUUGAGCCACUACUGUGAUACAAUAAUAGUGACUUCGGACCCAAUCUCUGAUUAAAGCACUAAUGGAACCGUACUCAGCAGGGCUCUCCCCUUUUCACAAGGACGUUAUUCGUGUUGCUGACUGGCAGCCUGAUGUCACUCAGCACCUGCAACCAGCCUCCCGUUAUCUUGGUCUUGGGAGAAGGAAUUGUAAGAUGCUGGGAACGUGGAGUUAUCAGCACUCUGGUCUAAGCCCCCACUUCCCCACCUGUUCACCUAAUUUAGGUGUGUGCAGCCAGCUACAAAGCUGCACUCUGGUUCCUGAGUCCUUGCUGGUGCUGCAUUCCCCCAUGUGUGUCACCGACCCUAGGACUUUUCCAGGGGUGUGGCUGAGAGUUCUUUGUGCUGCUAUGUGAUUCUUUCCCUGUGAACUGUGGGAGAAACUGUCCUUCUGGGCACAUGAGGGGGGCAGUGGAGGGAGGGGGGCAGUUGUGGGGCAACAGUGGAGGACUAUCAGCACUUGAGAUAAACAGGGGCGGGGGGGACGUAAUAUUUUUGUUGGUCCAGUAAGAGUGAUUACCUCACCCACCUUGUCUCACUUAUACCCUACAACCAACACUGCUAUCAGCACAUGAGUAACUGCAGCCUCACGGCACCACGGCAGGUUUCCAGCCCAAGUGAAAGCAACACCCAGGUUUCAGCCUACAGCCCCAGCUGGGCCAGCUAACCUGGGAUGAAAGCACCAAUAACUCAGGGCAUUGGGUGACCAGACAGCAAGUGUGAAAAAUCGGGAUGGGAGUGGGGGGUAAUAGCCUAUAUAAGACAAAGCCCCAAAUAUCAGGACUGUCCCUAUAAAAUCAGGACAUCUGGUCAGCCUGUCAGGGCAGGUGGUGGAGCCGAGAGCAAUAUCCAGGUGAAUGCUGCAGUGAAGACAUAGCCUUUGUUACCUGCCCAGGUAGCACCUCCAUUUGUCCCAAGCUGCUGGCCAAGAGUUUUCUCUCAGACUGACACAAUACCAAGAAAAUGUAUUGUCACUCACAGGCAUGGUGGUUUCCUGCAAUCACAGGGGGAAUUCAGGAAACUCACAUGGUGACUGUCACAGGCUGGCAGUGUUUGCCUGACACCCCACACUUGGUUAGCAGGUGUUGCUCUUGCUGUGAAGCUGUGAAGGGUUAAGCAGGUUUUGCUGACUCACUAAUUGAGCAGACAGGGCCUGCGAGAAGCCUCAAGCUGGGACUAAAGGUAGUGCUGUUUUCGGAUUCCCUUUUUGGUCAUACACUAGCCCCACGUGGGGUGACUUUUCAGGCCUCCACACGUCCAUGGUCCAGUGUGGGGGCUCCACCCACUUGCGGUGACCCACUUUUGCUAAAAGCCAGGCGAAAACGUGCACAAACAGUGGGUUUGCAUGGAACGCCAAGCGGGCCCAGCAGCUUGAAGUUACUUCACAAUGGUUUGGUCUCUUUCCUAUUUUGAGGGUUUAUUUUAACUUGUUUGUACAUGCACAAUCAAUUAACGGUGGGUACAUCCAGAUGCAUGUUGCAUAGGCAAUUUACAGAAAGAGAAGCAAAUAAGGCAAAGCUGCAGGACUGAGGCAAUUCAAUUCAUGGAGGAACACUCCAGUUCAGCUAUUCUGACACAGGUCUGCAUUCUGCUAGCCUGCUACGCCAUCAACAAUUAAACUAACUGCAGAAAGGGUCACUGCCUUCUAAUGCUGAACAAGGAACUUUAUCAGAACUACAAAGCCAUUCCUUAGCUUCACUGUAGACCUGCCUAGAAUGUUUCCCCACCCCUGGCUGGCCUAGGUGACAGAUUUAAAGAGACGUAGCAUGCAUAUCCUUGCAUGGGACAAUUUGUUGGUCUUCACAUUCAUUAUGCAAAGUCUGGUGACUUUUGCUCCAAGUUCACAGAGAGUAAAGUAGUUUAAAAGUGCUAGAGAGAUCAUAAGUAACUUGCUUUUUCAUUUGAUUAGAAGCCUUUAAAUCUGACAGGUUUUUUCCCCUUCCUGAAAACAGGGAAAAAAUUAAAGGGACCACCUCAAUUUAAAUAUGGAGCACAAUUUAAACUAGAUUUUUAUAUAAAACUUAAGAUCAAUGGAAAUAUUUUGAAUUAAAAAAUAAGAGUCGGUGUAAUGUUUGGUGCUGCUGGAAAUGAAACUGACUAUACACAAAACUGGGUCACAUCACUGAUUUUAAUUGUCCUUGCAUCGAAAGUGGCAAGUUAAUUGAUUUUUUAAAAUUCUUGUACUUUCAAUAAACAAAAGUAAAGAGAUUAGUUUGUUUGCAAGGUCUGGGUGUUGCCACAUUCAUUUUGCUGUUUUUAUUUCUCUCAUUCUCACUCUUCUGAAUGCAUUUAAUACUGAGUUUUUUUCAGAUGAACUAUUCAUUUCUGGAGGAAUGAACUGAUCCAAGUCUAUAGGAGCUGCAUAUAUUUUCAGAAAUCCAAAGUCACAAAGGUGCAGAACAACAAAUAAGACUCAAGGAAUCAUUAGAUUCUUCUGAUCAGGCAGUUUUAAGUUGAGAAGGGAAAAAAGGUGCAUAGCAGGGAACAAAGUACAGUGUGAUUCUUGCUGCAGUGUUCAGCUUAUUGUAAAUCUCUCCCCCUCCUUCAUCCCUCCGCCCCGGGAAAGGAGUCCUGGCCUAGGUACUGAAUCGGACAAGGUCUUUUCUCCUGGAAACCCAGAAGCAAUGCUUCCUUGGAAGGGAAGAAAGUGACAUGCUAAGGAAGCAGGGAGGAGCCCUCCUCCAUAGAGGCGGGCCCUGGGCAUUUGCUUUGCCGGAGACCGCCCCCCUCCGGUCUCCUGAACUGGUUCCCAAGACCUCCGAGGGCACCAGCUAGAAGGGGGGGAGAGAGAGGAAAAAGCAGCCCACCAAAAGCGCAGCAGGGUCUUCCCUGUUCGUUCCCGAGCCCCUCUCACUACACUAUGCUGGUGCAUCCGAUACCCCGUGCGCGAUUAGUCCUCCUCCUCCUCCUGCCGCUGCUGCUAAUCUUCUCUCCGCUGGCAGUUGUGGUCACAGCAGAGCCCAGGGGGAACAAAUCGGAUGCGAGCGGUUCCCACUUUUAAUAAAGUGAAGUUGGGGGGGGGAGCUCUGAAGUUUUUCUUUUUCCGAGCAGCAGCAGGAGCAAGGGGUGGGGGCGGGGGCGGGGGUGGAAUUAAAAGGGGGGAGGGGAAGGCUGCUCUCUGCUAAGGAACAACUCGCACCACCAUGCAGCUUGUGUUAUGGGCACUGGGAUUAGGAACACUCUUUCUCCACGACGUCUUGAAUGUAGCCACCACAGCAGCGAGGAAGCAGAAGCUGCAUCCAAGACAAGCCCAGCUGUUGGGGAAACUGCGCGAGUUCGAGAUUGUCACCCCCGCCCGUGUGAACGAAUUCGGAGCCCCCUUUCCCACGCACGAACACUUCAAAAGAAAGAGACGCAGUAUUAAUCCUGACACGGACCCUUGGGCCACCGACUCCUCCUCGGCCCACUACCGGCUUUCCGCCUUCGGGGAGCAGUUUCUGUUCAACCUCACGGCCCAUUCUGGAUUUAUCGCGCCACGUUUCACGGUCAGCCUCCUGGGAGCCCCGGGGGUUAACCAAAGCCGGUUUUACAGCGAGGAGGCCAGCGACGUAAAGCGCUGUUUUUAUCGAGGACAUGUGAAUGGCCAGCCCCAGCACACUGCGGUCAUCAGCCUCUGUUCAGGCAUGCUAGGCACAUUCAGGUCUCACAAUGGGGACUAUUUUGUGGAGCCGCUGCUAUCGCCCGAUGAACAAGAGUACGAAGAAGAGCACAAUAAGCCACAUGUGGUCUACAGACACAGUGCACCUCAAAAAGACUCACCAAGGGAAAGGCACACUUGCGAUACUUCAGGGCAUGAAAACAGUCGCAGGAAGGGCAAGAGGAAAAACCAGAGAAGACAAUGGCAAGGAAUUAAUCUGUUCUCGGACGUGGAGGUAUUAAAACAUAGCAUAGCAAGAAAUCAAUUUUCUACAUAUAACAACAAGACUGAGAACACAAGUGAUGUCAAGAUGCACCGAAGAACAAAGCGAUUCCUCUCCUAUCCUCGAUUUGUGGAGGUCAUGGUGGUGGCAGACAGCAGAAUGGUUGCCUACCACGGAGCUAAUCUGCAACACUAUAUCUUAACAUUAAUGUCAAUAGUAGCCUCUAUCUAUAAAGACCCAAGUAUUGGAAAUUUAAUUAAUAUUGUUAUUGUGAAAUUAGUCGUGAUACAUAAUGAACAGGAUGGUCCUUCAAUAUCUUAUAAUGCCCAGACAACAUUAAAAAACUUUUGCCAAUGGCAGCAUUCCCAGAACCACCCUGAAGAAAACAAUCUACCCAAACAUGAUACCGCUGUACUUGUUACCAGACAGGAUAUUUGUAGAGCUCACGACAAAUGUGAUACAUUAGGUCUGGCUGAACUGGGCACUGUUUGUGAUCCGUACAGAAGCUGUUCAAUUAGCGAAGAUAACGGACUAAGUACUGCUUUUACGAUCGCGCAUGAACUUGGCCAUGUAUUUAACAUGCCACAUGAUGACAAUAAUAAGUGCAAAGAAGAUGGAGGGAAAAAUCAACAACAUGUCAUGGCACCAACACUGAACUUCUAUACCAACCCCUGGAUGUGGUCAAAAUGUAGUAGGAAAUACAUUACUGAGUUUCUAGACACUGGUUAUGGGGAAUGUUUACUAGAUGAGCCUGUAUCAAGGACUUACACUUUGCCUCAGCAACUCCCAGGAGUAAUUUAUGAUGUUAAUAAACAAUGUGAGUUAAUUUUUGGACCAGGUUCUCAAGUCUGCCCAUACAUGCAGAUGCAGUGCAGACGCCUCUGGUGCAUCAGCAGUGAUGGAUCUCACAAAGGAUGUCGUACUCAACACACACCUUGGGCUGAUGGGACAGAGUGUGAACCUGGAAAGCACUGCAAGUUUGGCAUGUGUGUCCCCAAGGAGCGAGAGGUGCCAGUAACCGAUGGAGCAUGGGGAUCGUGGAGUCCCUUUGGAAGCUGUUCAAGAACCUGUGGUGGUGGCAUAAAAACCGCGGUUCGAGAAUGCAACAGGCCUGAGCCCAAGAAUGGUGGGAAAUAUUGCGUGGGUCGUCGAAUGAAAUUUAAAUCCUGCAACACUGAACCAUGCUCUAAAGUAAAGAAAGACUUCCGAGAUGAGCAGUGCGCUGACUUUGAUGGGAAACAUUUUAACAUUAACGGUCUACCUCCUAAUGUGCGUUGGGUUCCUAAGUACAGUGGAAUUUUAAUGAAAGAUCGGUGCAAGUUGUUCUGUAGGGUAGCAGGAAACACAGCCUACUAUCAGCUCAGGGACCGAGUUGUUGAUGGCACCCCUUGUGGCCCAGACACAAAUGACAUCUGUGUGCAAGGACUUUGUCGGCAAGCUGGCUGUGAUCAUGUGCUAAAUUCCAAGGCAAGGAGAGACAAAUGUGGCGUUUGUGGUGGCGAUAAUUCUUCAUGCAAAACUGUUGCAGGCACAUUUAAUACAGUGCAUUAUGGCUAUAACACUGUGGUACGCAUACCUGCUGGUGCUACAAAUAUUGAUGUGCGACAGCACAGUUACUCAGGGAAACCAGAAGAUGAUAACUACCUUGCCUUAUCAAACAGCCAUGGAGCCUUCAUCUUGAAUGGAGACUUUGUCGUCAGCAUGUUUAAAAGGGAAAUCAAAGUUGGGAAUGCUGUGAUCGAAUACAGUGGCUCAGACAAUACAAUCGAAAGGAUUAAUUCCACGGAGCGCAUUGAGCAAGAAAUCAUUCUUCAGAUUCUAUCAGUGGGUAAUUUAUAUAACCCUGAUGUUCGAUACACAUUCAAUAUCCCGAUUGAAGACAAACCUCAGCAGUAUUACUGGAACAUCUAUGGCCCGUGGCAAGCCUGCAGUAAACUUUGCCAAGGGGAAAGAAAAAGGAAACCCAUUUGUACGAGAGAAUCUGAUCAACUCAUGGUGUCAGAUCAAAGAUGUGAUCGAAUUCCCCAACCUGCUCCAGUAACUGAGCCUUGUAGCACAGAAUGUGAAUUAAGGUGGCAUAUUGCUAGAAAGAGCGAGUGCACUGCGCAGUGCGGGCUGGGAUACCGAACGCUAGAUGUCUACUGCACAAAGUACAGUAGGUCAGAAGGGAAGACAGAGAAAGUCGACGACCGAUUCUGCAAUGGCCAAACCAAGCCAAAUACUAGGGAAAAAUGCUUUGGAGACUGUAAUGUAGGAGGAUGGCGUUAUUCAGCCUGGUCUGAUUGCUCUAAAAGUUGUGGUGGUGGCACAAGGAGACGACGAGCCAUUUGCGUUAACACCCUCAGUGAUGUACUGGAUGACAGUAAAUGCAGCCAGCAGGAGAAGCUCAUUGUAGAGCACUGUAGUGACUACUUGUGUCCACAGUGGAAAACAGGUGACUGGUCAGAAUGCUUGGUAACCUGUGGGAAAGGGCACAAACAUCGCCAGACUUGGUGCCAGUUUGGAGAAGAUCGACUAAACGACAGGUUUUGUGAUCCGGAGAGUAAGCCCAAUUCUGUGCAGACCUGUCAGCAACAGGAGUGUGCAGCGUGGCAAGUAGGACCUUGGGGACAGUGCACAAUGACAUGUGGGCAGGGCUACCAAAUGAGAGCAGUGAAAUGUGUCAUCGGUGCGUAUGUCUCAGUAGUGGAUGACAAUGCGUGUAAUGCCGCUACGCGGCCAACAGACACACAGGACUGUGAAAUAGCAGCAUGUCCUCUCCAUCCAGCUGCUCCAGAAACGAAAAGAUCUAUGCCCAGCAUUCACAGGACACAAUGGAGAUUUGGAUCUUGGACACCCUGCUCUAUGACAUGUGGGAAAGGUACUAGGAUGAGAUAUGUCAGCUGUCGUGAUGAUCAGGGCUCAGUGGCUGAUGAAGCCGCCUGUUUUCACCUCCCUAAGCCUUCAGCGACAGAAGUGUGCUCCGUAACGCCGUGUGGACAAUGGAAAGCCCUGGAGUGGAGUUCUUGUUCAGUGACAUGCGGCCAAGGUAAAGCAACGCGGCAGGUAGUCUGCUUGAAUUUCAGCGACCAGGUGGUUGAUAGAAGUGAAUGCGAUCCAGAUGAUCUCCCGGCAAUGGACCAGGAUUGCUCUGUCUCUUCCUGUCAGAACACCCAUGACUCCGGCAGGCCAAUCCACCCUUUCCCAUACCCGGAGCAUCCACCGAAACCCCACCCAGGGGAAAAUCUAAAUCAGAAUGCUGGCCCUGCGCACAUACCAGGAGGCAACCAGUGGAGAAUUGGCCCAUGGGGUGCUUGCUCUAGUACAUGUGCUGGGGGAUUCCAGCGGCGGGCUGUGGUGUGCCAGGAUGAAAACGGAUAUACUGCAAGUAACUGUGAUGAGAAAGCAAAACCUGUUGAGCAGAGAUCAUGUGAAUCUGGCCCUUGUCCUCAGUGGGCUUAUGGCAGCUGGGGAGAGUGCACAAAGUCAUGUGGUGCAGGAACAAAAACAAGGCUUGUGGUGUGCCAGCGCCCUAACGGUGAAAGGUUUCCCGAUCUGAGCUGUGAAAUUCUCGACAAACCACCAGACCGUGAGCAGUGCAAUAUGCAGGACUGUCCUAGAGAUGCAGCCUGGAAUGCUGGUCCAUGGAGCUCGUGUUCUGCUUCUUGUGGACGGGGACAUAAACACCGAAAUGUGUACUGCUUGUCAAAGGAAGGAAACCGCUUAGAGAACGAUUAUUGCAAGCACCUUGCUAAACCGAACGUGCAAAGAAAGUGUAGAGGGGGCAGAUGUCCGAAGUGGAAAACGGGAGACUGGGGACAGUGCUCCGUGUCCUGUGGAGGAGGCAUUCAGCAGAGAAACGUUUAUUGCCACACGGGCACUCAGAAAACAGCCAGGGAGACCGACUGUUACCAAUUCACAAGACCAGUCUCUGAACAGGAAUGCUACAUUGCUGAAUGUCCCCGUUACAGCUGGGAAAUGGAGGAAUGGCAAGCUUGCAUGAAAACGUGCGGGGAAGGGUCCCGGUACCGGAAAGUUGUGUGCGUGAAUCAGAAUAACCAAGAGGAGGACAGCGUGAAUUGUGAUGCGAGCAAGCGCCCCUCUGAUAGGGAGAGCUGCAAUUUACCGCCUUGCGAGUACAUCUGGAUUACAGGGGAGUGGUCUGAGUGCUCUGUGACCUGCGGCAAGGGCUAUAAGCAAAGGUUGGUCUCAUGCAGUGAAAUUUACACCGAGAAGGACCAUUACGAGUACGGUUACCAGAAUACAGACAACUGCCCUGGCACCCAGCCACCAAAUGUCCACACAUGCUACCUUGGGGAAUGUCCAGUUUUGGCAACGUGGCGAGUUGGCAACUGGGGAAGCUGCUCGGUGACUUGUGGCAUUGGAGUGAUGCACCGAUCAGUGCAAUGCUUGACCAAUGAUGACCAGGCGAGCGCUUUGUGCCAUGCUGAUUUAAAACCGGAAGAGAGGAGGACGUGUCACAACAUCUAUGACUGUGAAUUACCAAGCAGCUGUCAAGAUGUUAAAAGACUCAAAGGUGUCAUUGAAGAUGGUGAAUAUUACCUUAAAGUAAAAGGAAGGAUAUUAAAGAUAUAUUGUGCCGGGAUGCAGACUGACAGCCCAAAAGAGUAUGUGACACUUGUCAGUGGGUAUGCGGAGAAUUUCUCUGAAGUGUACGGCUACAGAUUACAUAACCCGACUGAAUGUCCGUAUAACGGGAGCAGACGAGAAGACUGCCAGUGUAGGAAAGAUUACACAGCAGCUGGUUUUUCUGCCUUCAGCAAAGUCAGGCUGGACCUGAACACAAUGCAGAUAAUAACAACUGAUUUACAGUUUUCACGGACACACGAUGGACGACCUGUUCCUUAUGCCACUGCGGGGGACUGCUACAGUGCAGCCAAAUGCCCACAGGGUCGCUUUAGCAUUGACCUUUACAAAACAGGCCUUUCGCUAACAGAAACAGCAAAAUGGAUCUCGCAAGGAAAUUACGCAGUGUCGGAAAUCCAAAAAUCCUCAGAUGGUACCAAAGUCAUAGGGAAAUGUGGUGGUUACUGUGGAAAGUGCACUCCGUCAUCUGGAACAGGCCUCGAGGUUCAAGUGUUGUAGCAAUGGUUUUCUGAAAGCAGGGAGAUGAGAUGGAUGAAGGAUAGUGUUGCAAUACCUCCGCCUUCUACUUUUGUACUUGUGUGCGUGUGUGUGUGAGUGUGUAUGUAUAGAUAUUGUAUAUUCUUAAUGAUGUAAAGUAUAAUAUUUAUGGCUGGAAUUAUUUAUUUUGAUUUAAUAUUUUUGUACGUAAAAUGUUUAUAUUAAGGCUGCUUUUACUGUUUUUUGUGUUAAACCUUGCAGUCAAACCACUGCAUUUUACGUACUCUACAUUAUAUGUAGCAUUAUGACAAAAGUGAUACUUCAUUGUCACUGUACUCAGUUGUUUACUUUCAAUCAGUAAUUUGUCUUCUUGUUACAGGCUGCUUUGCCCUUUCAAGGUGCUACAUAAUUUGCAUAGGGGUAUUUUUGGCAUUUCAGUACAAUCUUUUUAUAAGGAAAAUAGAGCAGGUUGGGAUUUUUUGUUUGUUUUUUUUACUUACUUAUUAGGCAGACAGCACUAAGGGAACAUAUGAAGAAUGAAUAGAGUGUUUGCUGUAUUAUCAGUCACUAUCUUUUAGGUAUAUUCUUAAUUUCAUAUGACCUCUGUGGCCAGUGCUAACAGUUGCUGGUUCGGUGCUACCACAAUGUAUGUAUUAAUUCUCUGUAGCUUUAGACCGUUAGAUACAGUGCCACCAUAGAUAAAAGGGGGGAAUGGAUCGAUGAGCCAAUUAAGACAAACUAAGGUCUAACCAAACCUAGGAUCUCACCCUGCUAAUGGGUCCAAAACUUGAAACCCAUUUUUAAGGCUCACAAAAUCUUGGUUACAUUUUUUAAAUUAGUAUAUUCUAAUUGCAUCAGCUGUGGAACUUCCUGGUUCUGUCCGGAUAUGGGGUGCUGGAUUUGUCCAAGACAGUCUGAUUGGGCCAUAUGAUCCCAUGACAUGUAUGCUGAAAAGCAUAGCAAAGUCUGCCACAAAAUCGUAAGCCAAACCCACCUACUUCGCAUUAUGCUCCUGCCACCUUGGGACAUCAAGCCUCUAAACAUCAUCUUGGGAGUGGGGUCUGUGAAAAUGUGGGAGGGGUCAUUGAGCAGCCAGGACACGCUGGAAAAACAUCCUAUUUUACCAGGCAAUGUAUAAGUUACUGUUCUGGGCCGCAGUAACUCAGUAUCAGCAGACAUCUGCAGGGCUUCCGUGGAUUUCUAUACAUACAGGGCCAUCUGCAAACAAGAGUGGAUGAGUAAGCUUCAUCUCAGACUUACAAGGUGUUUCAAUCAGAUCACUUUGUAUGUGCAAACACCCGGCCCCACUUACACGCACUGGUUAAUAUACUAGUGCACCGCUUUGCUCUUCCCCAGCAAGGCAUCUGUGCUCUUUGGGUUUCUUCCAUCCAGGCACAACUGAUUCUGUAGUCCUUGUUCAAGAAUAGCUCCCACUGGAGUCAAAGUUUGGCUGAGUAAAGACUGCAGAAGUGGUCUUUGUCUGUAUGUCACCAGCCUUGCUGCCUGUUACAUGUAGACCAUCUACCCAGUACAUCGUGUGGUGGCGACUCUGACCCCUAGUUCUUUCCCUACAGUUUUACUACGCGUAGGAGCAUAUUGCCCAUUCUCACUAUUUCGGGUGUGAUCAGAAGCCAGGAACUCUCAGGAACAGUAUGGAAGGGAACAUCAUGGGACUUUCAUCAAUGUGUGAAACCAAAGAGUAUAUCCAAAAAUUUGGAUAAAUACCUAUACAUUGAGGUGCACAUACUUACCAAACCCAACCUCAGAACCUUUUGAGAUCCUGUUAACCUGCAUUAUACUUCAGCCAUCACUAAGGCGAGCAAAUGUAAUCAGUUUGUUGAAAACUAUAGUAUCAAUAAACUACGAUCAUAGAAACAUGGAGUUGGAAGGUACCUCGAUAGGUCAUCUAGUUCACUCCCCUGCACUAAGGCAGGACUAAUUGUUAACUAGACCAUCCCGGGCUGGGUCUAAUCUGUUCAUGAUCAUGUCCACUGAUUUGUAAUCCAUGCCUUUGCUAGGCUAUUAUCAGCAUCUUUAUUCUGCCAUUUAAACUUGGUCUGUUUUAGAAUGAAAAUUUCUAGCCAGAUCCCCAGUGGGAAUAAAUUGGCAUCGCUCUAUUAAAGUCAACAAGAUUAUGCCAAACCACCACUCAGAAACUCUGGCGUUCGCCUACUUUGUCAAAUGCUGCCUAAGAAUUCAUGCAUGUAAUAUUUUGGAUCCAAAAAGAAGAUACAUUAUCCCAUAUGCAUUUUGCAUUUUAUAUUUCACCAAGUAGUAGGAUGUGGUCAUAUGACAGGCAGACUAAUAGUUUAUCACCAACCUGGGUUGUAUGUAUAUGAGUAAUUGUAAUGAAAUGACACCCACAAUAUUUUUUGAGAAAAUGCCAAAAAUACCAUUUCAAAGUAUGUUUUAUUUUAAAAAAACAGGGUGAGGGGGAAGAGGGAGAGUAGCUAGGAAAUUAUGAUUUUGUGAUAACUACUCAUCAUUAAAGCUUCUGUCCUGUAGGGAAAAAGGGAAAAUUGCACUAACUUUAGGAGAAAAACAAUGGUGCUCAAUUAAUGUUUAGACAGUACAGGCUGAUUUUAUUUUCUGUAAUGAAGUGAAUGAGUAUUUAUAAAAAAGAAAUAUUAUUUAGACCUGUACGCAUUCCUUUCUACCAUGUCGUUUAAUAACCACUGGCAACAGAGGCAGGAGAAACCUAAAAUUAUGAAAUAAAAUGUAAGGGAAUUAUUUAUAGUUACUUAUCUUUAGAAUCACUGGUAGAUUUAAAUAAGUUAGAAAACAAAGGUGGGGACCACUGAGAUAUUAGUUCUUGUGAAGUAAAUAUAAUUAUAUUUUUUGCUGUACCAAUGCCAUUAUUUUUCUAAAAAUUGUUUUUU
Molecule: messenger RNA, 13062 nt
Organism: Gopherus evgoodei (Goodes thornscrub tortoise)
Lineage: Eukaryota; Metazoa; Chordata; Testudines; Testudinidae
Gene: ADAMTS9
Product: ADAM metallopeptidase with thrombospondin type 1 motif 9
Exons: 40
Coding region: 4403-10204 (1933 amino acids)
Biological process (GO): extracellular matrix organization; proteolysis
Cellular component (GO): extracellular matrix
Molecular function (GO): zinc ion binding; metalloendopeptidase activity
Source: RefSeq, a predicted model, not a curated record